UCACUACACUUGUUACCGCUUGUCCUGAGAGCGGAGAGGGCGAACUCCGGCUGAGGGCAGGGUGGGAGCCGGCAGCCGGCAACUGAGUUAGACAGAGAGGCACAAAGAUCGCCAUAAUAUCCGUUAUAACCAGCCAUCCAAACGACCCCCAACACACACUCAUCCAUCCCGCCGCCAGGAGAGGCAGCCAGAGUCCGCUCUCCAAGCCAAGGGAAAAAGCCCCAGCCAUGAGCAAUCAGUACCAGGAAGAGGGCUGCUCCGAGAGGCCAGAGUGCAAAAGUAAAUCUCCAACUUUGCUCUCCUCCUACUGCAUCGACAGCAUCCUGGGCCGGAGAAGCCCAUGCAAAAUGCGGCUACUAGGAGCCGCGCAGAGCUUGCCUGCUCCGCUGGCCAGCCGCGCUGACCAGGAAAAGGCCAUGCAAGGCUCCCCCAAGGGCAGCAGCGCCCCGUUCGAGGCUGAGCUGCACCUGCCGCCCAAGCUGCGGCGCCUGUACGGCCCGGGUGGGGGCCGCCUCCUCCAGGGCGCGGCGGCAGCGGCGGCGGCGGCGGCGGCGGAUCCUGCUUCUCCCUCGCCCGACGGCGCGGGGGCCGCGGUGGCAGCCGCCGCCGCAGCCGCCGCCGCCUGGGACACACUCAAGAUCAGCCAGGCGCCGCAGGUGAGCAUCAGCCGCAGCAAGUCGUACCGCGAGAACGGGGCCCCCUUCGUGCCGCCGCCGCCCGCGCUGGACGAGCUGGGUGGCCCGGGGGGCGUCGCGCAUCCGGAGGAGCGGCUCGGUGCGGCUGGAGGUCCGGGUAGUGCCCCAGCGGCGGGUGGCGGCCCUGGCGCCGAGGAGGACGAGGAGGAGUUGCUGGAGGAUGAGGAGGAUGAGGAUGAGGAAGAAGAACUGCUAGAGGAUGAGGAGGAGGAGCUGCUGGAGGAUGAUGCCCGUGCGCUACUCAAGGAGCCCCGGCGCUGCUCGGUGGCCGCCACCGGUGCGGUGGCCGCAGCUGCCGCCGCCGCCGUGACCACCGAGGGCGGGGAGCUGUCGCCCAAGGAAGAGCUGCUGCUGCACCCAGAGGACGCCGAGGGCAAGGACGGCGAGGACAGCGUGUGCCUGUCGGCGGGCAGCGACUCAGAGGAGGGGCUCCUGAAGCGGAAACAGAGGCGCUACCGCACCACGUUCACCAGCUACCAGCUGGAGGAACUGGAGCGGGCCUUCCAGAAGACGCACUACCCGGACGUCUUCACCAGGGAGGAACUGGCCAUGAGACUGGACUUGACUGAGGCCCGGGUCCAGGUCUGGUUCCAGAACCGUCGGGCCAAGUGGCGUAAGAGGGAGAAGGCUGGCGCGCAGACCCACCCCCCGGGGCUGCCCUUCCCUGGGCCGCUAUCAGCUACCCACCCUCUCAGCCCUUACCUGGACGCCAGCCCCUUUCCCCCGCACCACCCGGCGCUAGACUCGGCUUGGACAGCCGCCGCCGCCGCCGCCGCAGCCGCCUUCCCGAGCCUACCUCCGCCUCCGGGCUCCGCCAGCCUGCCGCCCAGUGGGGCGCCGCUGGGCCUGAGCACUUUCCUCGGAGCCGCCGUUUUCCGGCACCCUGCCUUCAUCAGCCCAGCGUUUGGCAGGCUCUUCUCCACCAUGGCCCCCCUGACCAGCGCGUCGACCGCGGCUGCGCUCCUGAGACAGCCCACCCCUGCGGUGGAGGGCGCAGUGGCUUCGGGCGCGCUGGCCGACCCUGCCACGGCGGCCGCAGACAGACGCGCCUCUAGCAUAGCGGCGCUGAGGCUCAAGGCCAAGGAGCAUGCCGCGCAGCUUACGCAGCUCAACAUUCUGCCGGGUACCAGCACAGGCAAGGAGGUGUGCUAAAGGAUGCGCUCCACCCUCGCGCCCUCAGCGCGCCCGGAAAGGUCACCUCACUCAGCACCACUCAAGACCAAAAGGAAACAGAGGACCAGCACACUCCCGAGACGGCACUGAGAGAGCACAGCCGCCUUCCCAGCAGCCAGGGCCCAGACAAGGCAGCCCUUGGAGCUGACGUGGCACCCCCUCGGCUGGCUGUCCACCCGCCCCUGUCCCUGUCCCUGUCCCUGCCAACCUCGUUCCAACUCGAACGUCCACUCCCAUUCUUACUUUUCUGAGAGUAACCGGGACGAUUUCUCCCUAAGACGCCCAGUAUUGAAGUUUAAAAAAAGAAAUUAAGCCCAACCUUCUCUUCCUCCAGACACCCCAGUAGCUUUUUUUUUUUUUUUUUUUUUUUUUUUUUUUUUGAAUAGCAUUUUGGCGCUCUAAGUUUAUUUCAGCGCGGGCCCGGCAUGAAGCCAGGGCCAGAGAAGCGAAUGCGGAUCUGUAAGAUAGCUAACAGUGCACUUAAAGGAAAGGGGCGUCUUGUUCUUGUUCUCUUCUUUAUCAUACACCAACCAAGGUUUUUAUAUCAAACCAAAGGGAAAUACUCUGCUAGAAUAUGGACUGUUGAAGUCACCAAACUGUGAUUAUUGAUUCUGUACAUACCAUUGUUAUUAAAAAAAAAAAGAACAGAGCUUUGUAUAUUUGAAAUGUUAUAAAUGCAAUUGCACUCAGCGUGGUAUGGUAAAAGUUUGUCCUCCUGUAGAUUCUUACUGUGUUGUAGAUAUGGUAGGGUUCCUAGACAAAUAUUUAUGUACUCAAGCCCUUUAUUUAACUUAUUAACUGUAGAGGCUUCGGGAAACCUUCAAGAUAAAGGCAAUGGUACAGUACUUUUGUGUAAUGUGUAAUUGUUAUCACUUUUCCUUGCUAUCUAGUGGAGAAGUGUCA
Nannospalax galili (Upper Galilee mountains blind mole rat) is the source of this 2771-nucleotide messenger RNA. It is a transcript of the gene Arx, whose product is annotated as aristaless related homeobox. Gene Ontology annotation, molecular function: DNA-binding transcription factor activity, RNA polymerase II-specific; RNA polymerase II transcription regulatory region sequence-specific DNA binding. The record is from RefSeq and is a predicted model, not a curated record. Lineage: Eukaryota; Metazoa; Chordata; Mammalia; Rodentia; Spalacidae. Gene Ontology annotation, biological process: regulation of transcription by RNA polymerase II.